AAGGUUAUAUGCCAUUGUAGGUGUGCAGCGCGGGCUAACCUAUACUCCUCGAACGAUGUCAAUUUAAAGGGCGACGAUCUUGCAAAAGUAACAUGUCAACGUACGAAUGCAUUUAUCCGAUUGACAGACAUUGACACACGUUAUCGCGAAAAUGUUCGCCGAUCCGUUGUCGCAAUUCGCAGCACAAACUUGAUAUCUAUUUUGAGUGGUUAACGCGAUGCGUUAAUCGUUUAUUUAUAACAUCGCUGUGCCGCUUUUCCAGUUGUCGUUUACGAAGUCUACGUAUUGUCGCAUUUUAAAAUGCGUUAAAUUUUAUUAUUGAGAUUUCUUUUUCUUUUGUCGUGGACAAAUUAUGGACGAGGUUUACUUUCACUUUUCGAAUCAGCUCGAAACAUUACAGAAAUCUCAAUAUACUACAAAAAAAAAAUUUGGGGGAAGGUUCAAGCAUCCGUAGCAGUUCAACAGGCACAGCAAUCGUGUAUGACAUGGCUAGCUCAGUUGCAUCAGUUUAUCCUGCAGCUUUGUGACGAGCAAUACACGCAGCAUGCCAAAGACAUUGUGCUACGUAUGGCUACUUCUGUACAAAGAGGCUGGCAAGAAAUCCAAUUUCAAUAUUACAAUGCUCAAUGGAAUACAGUAGAUUUUUAUCGCCAAUUAGGAACCAUGUGGGCUAAUAAAGAUUUGUUUAUGUUCUAUUCAGUAUCAAGAAGAGAAGCAAUAUAUUGCUUAACAGGCAUAGCAAUUGGAACUGUAAUAGGCUAUUAUAUUGGUGUCAAUUGGAAAUCCUCUUCUUAUCACAUGCAUCAUAUAAAAGCUAUAGCUUGCCAUCAUUAUUAUGGUAUCGAGGGUGUGUUCAUGAUAGAUGAUAUGGAAAUGCCAACAAUAAAAAAAUCGAACGACUUAUUAAUACAAGUUAAAGCCGCUUCACUUAAUGUUAUCGAUACAAAGAUAUGUUCUGGUUACUCUAGGAUUUAUAGAAGAUUGCUUAAUUCAGGGAAAGAACUACCUGUAACUUUAGGAAGAGAUUGCGCAGGAGUGAUAGUUGACAUUGGACAGGGCGUUACCAACUUUGAUAUUGGAGAUGAAGUAUUCUUAGCUGUACCAUCGUGGGCUUCUGGCACGAUGGCGGAAUAUAUAAUCGUUCCAGAAACGCAAGUAGCAAGACGGCCUAAAUCUUGUAGCUUCGAAGCAUCUGCCAGCUUACCAUACAAUGGUUGCUUGGCAUGGGAUGCUCUAGUUAAUAGAUCUGUUAUUAAAGAAGGCAAUGCCAAAGGAAAGAGAGUUCUCAUUUAUGGUGGAAGCACUCCAAUCGGUUGUAUUUUAACGCAAUUGAUUAAGUUAUGGGGCGGAUAUGUAGUGACCACAUGCAGAAUAGAUGCAUAUCUAUUCCUAGAACCUGUAAUGAAAGCGUUAGGUGCCGAUGAAGUUAUAAUAGUAAACGAAACCGAUAUUGAGAAAGAAUUACAAUUGCAUGAUAAAUACGAUGCAAUUUUUUAUACCGAUAAUCAACCCUUUCAAGAACAUAUUUUAAAGAGAUUCUUACUGCCACAUGGUUCCUAUGUAUCUACUGUUCCCGAACAAUUAAGAUCGGAUUCGUUGGGAUUUAUUUGUGGAAGUAUAUUUGCUGGAUGUGUUAGGGUAAAAUUAUUAGUUCAGUACAUGUUCGGAUUCAACAUGCAUCAGUGGAAGGAGGGCGCAAAAUUAAAUGUUGCAUAUUUACGAGCUUUAUGCGAGUUGACUGAUGCGAAUCAAUUGCAAACAGUUGUAGAUAAAGUGUAUGCACCAUACAAUAUUGAGCGAGCAUUGCUCCAUGUUUUAGACCCAAAUUCUAUCGGUAGUACGAUUAUUACGUUUCAGUGACAUUUCAUUGGCAUCAGAAAAAAAAUUUAUUCCAUGAUUACCUCUUUUGUAUAUAUAAGUAUAUAAUUUUGGUGUAUAAACCAUCAAACAUUAUUAAUGGACAUUUACAUUAUUGCAAGUUGAAAAUGGUAGUCAUAAAACUUGGUGCUAAAAUAAAGACUGACAACAUAAUACAAUUAAUAAACCAGAAUAUAAAAUGUUAAUAUAUACUUUACAUUUUUCUAAAUUCUUCCUAAAUCAAGUUAUGUCAACGAAAAA
Formica exsecta is the source of this 2118-nucleotide messenger RNA. RefSeq names its product reticulon-4-interacting protein 1 homolog, mitochondrial-like. The transcript is spliced from 8 exons. NCBI's taxonomy places the organism in Eukaryota, Metazoa, Arthropoda, Insecta, Hymenoptera, Formicidae. Bases 481 to 1860 code for a protein of 459 amino acids. Gene Ontology annotation, molecular function: oxidoreductase activity. Gene Ontology annotation, cellular component: mitochondrion. The record is from RefSeq and is a predicted model, not a curated record.